Molecule: messenger RNA, 2658 nt
Organism: Wasmannia auropunctata (little fire ant)
Lineage: Eukaryota; Metazoa; Arthropoda; Insecta; Hymenoptera; Formicidae
Product: glucose dehydrogenase [FAD, quinone]-like
Exons: 2
Coding region: 294-2243 (649 amino acids)
Molecular function (GO): oxidoreductase activity, acting on CH-OH group of donors; flavin adenine dinucleotide binding
Source: RefSeq, a predicted model, not a curated record
UAUAGAAAUUUAAACACGCACUCGCGAGAAAACUUGGAUCAGAAACAUUUGGCUGAAAGUUCGGUUAGAGACUCAGUACAAUGUUAAUGCUUUAUGCAUACAUAUAUAUCCACACGCACAGCUAACUUUAUAUUUAUCUAACAAAUAAAUCUUUAUGCAAGUGGAUAUAAUUAGUAAUAUAAUAGUGAUAAUAAUCAAAGAUCAAGCACGUGGUAUAAUAGUGAUAAUAGUGGUCAAGCGCAGUGGUCAGUCUUAUUUUUGUGUUCAACUGCUUCUUCAACAACUAUUUGGAUAUGCUGAGUAAGGUGAUGAGCCUCUUAAUUCGUGUUCUUAUUUUAAAUGCCAUAAUCGGUUUAUUACAAUCUCAAGGACAAUCCCGGUCAAAUUGGUUCCGCAGACAUUACAAUAAUACGAACAGACCGCAAUUAAUGAAUAUAAUAGAUCUGGGUAUUGGAACAUUGAAAUUCUUGAAGCAAAAUCAACGUUUUCGAAGUCAAGAAAUACCGGAUAUGACACCGCAAUACAGAGACACAUUCGAUUUCAUAGUGAUUGGUGCCGGCACGGCCGGCGCUACAAUGGCCGCGAGGUUGAGUGAAAUUCCUCAUAUCAAAAUAUUGCUGAUCGAAGCCGGAUCCCACGAGAAUAUGUUCCUGGAUAUACCUGUAACCGCUCCCCUUCUAUCGUUGGACAAUGAUAUCAAUUGGAAGUACAAAACUAAGCCGUCCGACAAGUACUGUGUCGGUAUGAAAGAUAAUAGUUGCAUUUGGCCGGCGGGAAAAAUAAUCGGCGGUAGUAGUGUGCUAAAUUACAUGAUAGCCAAUAGAGGUGAUGCCGAAAACUACGAUCGUUGGGCCAAGAUGGGGAGCGAAGGCUGGGCAUACAAGGACGUUCUUAAGUAUUUUAAAAAGUUGGAAACAAUCGAUAUCCCGGAGCUAAAAUCGGAUAUCGUUUAUCAUGGUACUGAUGGACCAGUACAUAUCACUUCUCCGUCAUAUCAAACACCAUUAGCAGAAGCCUUUCUAAAAGCUGGUAAGGAAUUAGGAUAUCCAAUAAUAGUAGAUUACAACGGGAAAAACGGAAGAGGAUUUUCAUAUUCACAAACUACGAUCAUGAACGGCACUCGCAUGAGUAGCAAUAGAGCGUAUCUGCAUCCCGUACGCAAUCGUGAAAAUCUUUUUGUGACUCUUCAGAGCACAGUGACAAAAGUACUAAUCGAUCCUAGCACAAAUCGUGCAGUCGGCGUCGAGUUUAUCAAGAAUAGUCGGACUAUCCCUGUGUUUGCAAGUAAAGAGGUGAUUCUGUGCGCAGGUGCAAUCAAGUCGCCUCAGUUGUUAAUGUUAUCCGGCAUUGGACCAGCAAAACACCUUACCGAACUCGGCAUAAACGUCGUUCAAAAUGCGCCAGUCGGCGAGAACCUCAUGGACCAUCUAGCUUUCCUUGGAUUGACAUGGGCAAUAAACGCACCAAUAGAUAUACAAACAUAUGAAAUGAUAAACCCCAUUAAUUCAUAUAUGGCGGAAUUUUUAAUGAAUCGAAUCGGACCAUUUACGAUUCCGGGCACGGCUGAGGCUCUCGGUUUUGUCGACACAAAAAACCCAGACAAACAUAAUGAUUUACCAGAUAUCGAAUUACUGUUUCUUAGUAUGACAAUGAAAGAUCUAUUUUCACCGAAGGUACUCAAUUUGAAAGAUUCAAUACAUCAGGAAUGGAUCAAAUACAGUGAAAUCAAUGGCUGGAACAUUGUACCAAUAUUGUUGAAACCAAAAAGUCGUGGUAGAUUAACGUUGUUAGCUAAUGACGUUAAUAUUAAACCAGAAAUCGUACCGAACUAUUUCGACGAUCCAGACGACGUCAAAACGAUGAUCGCCGGUAUUAGAACAGCGUUAAGAAUUGGUCAAACAAAGAUGAUGCAAGCGUUUGAUUCUCAAUUGUUAAACAUGACUAGUAUGGAAUGCGACAAUUAUGAGUAUAACUCUGAUACUUAUUGGGAAUGCAUGAUAAGGAUGAUAUCUUCCACGCUGUUUCAUUAUUCUGGAACUUGCAAAAUGGGAGCGAGGGGAGAUCCAACUGCUGUUGUCGAUCCUAAAUUAAAGGUGAUUGGUAUUCAGAGAUUACGAGUGGUAGACGCGUCCAUUAUGCCCGAAAUUAUAUCGGCGCACACAAACAUACCUGUUUAUAUGAUCGCUGAAAAAGCUGCGGAUAUGAUCAAGGAAGAAUGGGGAUACUUGAAGAAAUUACAUUAGAUGCAAUUACAUUACUUUCUAUUAAUAUUUUAAUUUAGUAUAAAAAACAUACUGUAAAUAUCACACAAGGCGAUAUAUAAUACAUGUAUGUAUGUAUGUAUGGUAUAUUGUGUCGAUUUAUGUGUUAGGCAACAACAAAUCUGCGAAGGUUGCAUAUAAAUAAUAUUACGAUUUAUUACUUCAAUAUAGAUUUUACGUUUAUUACAAAUGUCACACAUGUGUGAGCAUUUUGCAAACAAAAUAACUUGAUCGAAGGAGAACCUCUUCGCAAGCUGUUACAGAGCAAGCUAGCAUGUACACAGUGCACGUGAUGCGAGUUGGCAUGGCUGAAGCUUUCACACGCCCGAAGUAACCAUAUCAUGACAACUUGUCGACAGUGAUACAACUCUGCUACUGCUCGGAUAGGCAACAAAAA